AACCCUGCGGGCAACGCUGUGGAGCCGUUUCCCGGCCUCUGGACGCGACGCCGCGCCUCUCCGAGGCCAGGGGAGGAAAAGAGUUUGCAGAGGUGCGGCCGCAGGCCACCGUUGUCCGCGCUGGCGGGGCCCGCGGAGAAGGCCGUGGAGGUAUUACCUCAUUUGGAAAGCCUGGGGAAACAAGAAAAAAACACUAAGAAAAUGUCAACUUUUCGAAAUCAUUGUCCACAUUUGGAUUCUGUUGGUGAAAUAACGAAAGAAGAUUUGAUACAAAAAUCUCAUGGUACUUGUCAGGAUUGUAAGGUCAGAGGACCAAAUCUUUGGGCAUGCCUAGAGAAUAAGUGUUCAUAUGUCGGCUGUGGUGAAUCGCAAGUAGAUCAUAGCACCAUACAUUCUCAGGAGACAAAGCAUUUUCUAACUGUGAACCUUACCACUCUUCGAGUAUGGUGUUAUGCUUGCAGCAAAGAAGUGUUUUUGGAUAGGAAAUUAGGAACUCAGCCUUCAUUGCCUCAUGUAAGACAACCUCACCAAAUACAAGAAAACAGUGUCCAGGAUUUUAAAAUACCUAGUAAUACAACAUUAAAAACUCCUCUGGUUGCUGUAUUUGAUGAUCUGGAUAUAGAAGUGGAAGAAGAAGAUGAACUUAAGGCAAGAGGCCUUACAGGUUUGAAAAAUAUUGGGAAUACUUGUUAUAUGAAUGCAGCUUUGCAGGCUCUUUCUAAUUGGCCAGGAUCUGUUGUACCUACUAAUCUGUUUCAAGGAAUUAAAACUGUAAAUCCAACAUUUCGGGGAUAUUCUCAGCAGGAUGCUCAAGAAUUCCUUCGAUGUUUGAUGGAUCUGCUUCAUGAAGAAUUGAAAGAACAGGUCAUGGAAGUAGAGGAAGAUCCUCAAACCAUAACCACUGAGGAGACCAUGGAAGAAGACAAGAGCCAGUCAGAUGUAGAUUUUCAGUCCUGUGAAUCUUGUAGCAGCAGUGAUAAAGCAGAGAAUGAAAAUAGCUCUAGAGGCUUUUCUGAAGAUAAUAAUGAAACAACAAUGUUAAUUCAGGAUGAUGAAAACAAUUCAGAAAUGUCAAAAGAUUGGCAAAAAGAGAAGAUAUGCAAUAAAAUUAAUAAAGUAAAUUCUGAAGGAGAAUUAGAAAAAGAUAGAGACUCUGUGUCUGAAAUAGUCGACUUGAACAACCAGGAAACUGUCAAAGUGCAAAUUCACAGCAGAGCUUCAGCUCAAUCUCCAUCUCCAAAGAGAAAAAAACAGCACAAGAAAUACAGAAGUGUUAUUUCAGACAUAUUUGAUGGAACAAUCAUUAGUUCAGUGCAGUGUCUGACUUGUGACAGGGUGUCUGUAACCCUCGAGACCUUUCAAGAUCUCUCCUUGCCAAUUCCUGGCAAGGAAGACCUUGCUAAGCUGCAUUCAUCGAGUCAUCCAACUUCUAUAGUCAAAGCAGGAUCAUGUGGUGAAGCAUAUGCUCCACAAGGGUGGAUAGCUUUUUUCGUGGAAUAUGUGAAGAGCUGGUUUUGGGGUCCAGUAGUAACGUUGCAAGAUUGUCUUGCUGCCUUCUUCGCCAGGGAUGAACUAAAAGGUGAUAAUAUGUACAGUUGUGAAAAAUGCAAAAAGUUGAGGAAUGGAGUAAAGUUUUGUAAAGUACAAAAGUUUCCUGAGAUUCUAUGCAUCCACCUUAAAAGAUUCAGACAUGAACUAAUGUUUUCCACCAAAAUCAGUACGCACGUUUCAUUUCCAUUAGAAGGCCUGGAUCUUCAGCCAUUUCUUGCUAAGGAUAGUCCAGCUCAAAUUGUGACAUAUGAUCUUCUGUCAGUCAUUUGUCAUCAUGGAACUGCAAGUAGUGGACACUAUAUAGCCUACUGCCGAAACAAUUUAAAUAAUCUCUGGUAUGAAUUUGAUGAUCAGAGUGUAACUGAAGUUUCAGAAUCUACUGUACAAAAUGCGGAAGCUUAUGUUCUCUUCUAUAGGAAGAGCAGUGAAGAGGCACAAAAAGAGAGGCGAAGGAUAUCAAAUUUGUUGAACAUAAUGGAACCAAGCCUCCUUCAGUUUUACAUUUCUCGACAGUGGCUAAAUAAAUUUAAGACUUUUGCUGAACCUGGCCCUAUUUCAAAUAAUGACUUUCUCUGUAUUCAUGGAGGUGUUCCUCCACGAAAAGCUGGUUAUAUUGAAGACCUGGUUCUGAUGCUUCCUCAGAACAUUUGGGAUAAUCUAUAUAGCAGGUAUGGAGGAGGACCAGCUGUCAACCAUCUGUAUAUUUGUCAUACUUGCCAAAUCGAGGCAGAGAAAAUUGAGAAAAGAAGAAAAACUGAAUUGGAAAUUUUUAUUCGGCUCAACAGAGCAUUCCAAGAGGAGGACUCUCCAGCUACUUUUUAUUGCAUCAGUAUGCAGUGGUUUAGAGAAUGGGAAAGUUUUGUGAAGGGUAAAGAUGGAGAUCCUCCAGGACCCAUUGACAACACUAAAAUUGCAGUCACUAAAUGUGGUAAUGUGAUGCUAAGGCAAGGAGCAGAUUCUGGCCAAAUUUCUGAAGAAACGUGGAAUUUUCUGCAGUCUAUAUAUGGUGGAGGGCCUGAAGUUAUCCUCCGACCUCCAGUUGUUCAUGUUGAUCCUGAUGUACUGCAAGCAGAAGAAAAAAUUGAAGUAGAAACUCGGUCUUUGUAAUAUUGAAGAUACAGAGAGUUCUAAUGAGAAAUAAUUUUCACUUCCCUGACAUAUAUACAUGCAAAAACAUUCCUACAAGCAUGUUUAUUUUCUUGAUUUUUCAUCUUUUAUCCCAUUUAUUCCUUUGUACUGGGCAUUAUGAAAGAAUAUGUUAAAACGUGUAAUAUACUACAGGUUGGUAUAUUCAUUGCUAACUAACUUACCAUAAAGUCUUACAGUGUAAUAUUUUUGAAAGAGAAGGGACAGUUGUGAUCAAUUGGUAAUCAGUAGGUUAUCUUUGAUCUUUGUAUUACAUGCAGAUUUAUAGUAUCCUUUGUAGUGUUGUAAAUACUUUUGCUUUGAAAACUUUUUCAUUACCCUAGACUACCAUAACUGACCAAUCUUUUCAUUUCUCCAAAAACCUAAUUCAAUUGUACAGUUUUGACAUGGCUUCGUAUACUAAAGAGCCUAUUUUAAAUUGAGAGUAGUAGAAAAUUGUUGUCAAUUUCCUAAAGCUCAGGAAACAUUAGUGUGUUACUUCUUUUGCACUGCAGUAGAUAAACUAGCAUAUUAAAAUUUACAAAAUGUCUUUUUUGAAUGAAUCAAGGAUGUAUUUAGUUUGAGUGGAAUUUAUCAGCAGAUCUUAGUAACUUAUUGCUGCUUAUAUUAUAAAAUGUUAAAAUUCAGUUUCUAUAACCCUGAAUAGUAUUCAUUAAUGGCAGUAACUUAAAAACUUAGAAUUAGUUUCAGGGCACUUUCUAUUUUGAGAGCAUGAAGUGUGGAAUGUGUCAGUGAGAUUGUUGAUAAAGCUGAAGCCACUUGCAAAAUAACUUAAAAUGCAUAAAGUCUUUUUGAAUAAUAUGGUAUGCACUGCUCUUUGCUUGAUUAUGUAAUGUUAAAAGUUUAACUAUAUUCCAGGUACAAAAACAUAACAGAUUACAUUGAGGAUAUUGAAUAACAUUCAUGAUGGCUUUGUUUUUGUUAGGGGACGAUGUCACUAGCUAAAGCAAUGUUGUUAAAAUUAGCCCAAUAAAAAUGAUUUUAAAAUGUAUAA
Molecule: messenger RNA, 3691 nt
Organism: Galeopterus variegatus (Sunda flying lemur)
Lineage: Eukaryota; Metazoa; Chordata; Mammalia; Dermoptera; Cynocephalidae
Gene: USP33
Product: ubiquitin specific peptidase 33
Exons: 22
Coding region: 202-2658 (818 amino acids)
Biological process (GO): protein deubiquitination
Molecular function (GO): zinc ion binding; cysteine-type deubiquitinase activity
Source: RefSeq, a predicted model, not a curated record